Molecule: messenger RNA, 2603 nt
Organism: Amblyraja radiata (thorny skate)
Lineage: Eukaryota; Metazoa; Chordata; Chondrichthyes; Rajiformes; Rajidae
Gene: zc3h14
Product: zinc finger CCCH-type containing 14
Exons: 16
Coding region: 125-2248 (707 amino acids)
Biological process (GO): regulation of mRNA stability
Cellular component (GO): nucleus; cytoplasm
Molecular function (GO): metal ion binding; poly(A) binding
Source: RefSeq, a predicted model, not a curated record
GCGGGGGUAAGUUUGACCUGAAUGCAGUUCCGUCCUUCCCUCCCGGAGGAGCCGGUUGAUGCACCCUGCUGUUGCUGCGGGAGCGAGCGAGUGAGCGGUGGCCGCCGCCGAUUAGUGACCCGGAAUGGAAAUAGGGACAGAAAUCAGCCGCAAGAUCAGAACUGCCAUUAAGGGAAAACUGCAAGAGCUUGGGGCUUAUGCAGAUGAAGAGCUACCAGAUUACAUCAUGGUUAUGGUAGCCAAUAAAAAGAGCCAAGAGCAAAUGGCAGAAGAUCUUGCUCUGUUUUUGGGAAGUAAUACCCCAAAAUUUACGUUGUGGCUGCAUGGUGUCCUUGACAAGCUACGCUCUGUAACAGUUGUUGAAGAACCCACCACUGUGAAGAAACAGCCAAACUACACAGAUUGUAAUAUAUUUCCCUCCGAGAAGAUUCAAGCAGCCGUCAGCGGAAGUGGUGAUCAAACUAGUGAAGAUGUUCGUAUUCUCGCUGUGUCCAGCACACAUUCUGAGAGAAAUGAUUCUCGAGUUUCUACCAGCUCAUUACAAGAGCGGUCAAUACCCGGUAUCAGAGCAACUGUGGAGAGAAGUUCAUCUCAUUUACUGCCAGCAGUGAAGCCUUCAACAGAACUGGUCUCCUCUGAAGCAGUAAUUGACAUUAAACCUGAACUGGAUGAUCUUAUAGAUGGGGACCUUAACAUUUUACAGGAAAUUCCUUCAUCUUUUAAGAAGAAGCCUAUAGUAACAGUUUUGUAUAAUGUAUCGUGCCCUUCUUUUGGUGCCUUUGGGCCAGAAGGAAACGUUUCACAAGUGUACAAAGCAACUGAAACUAGCACCCAGUCUUUAAGGAUGGCUCAGAAUAAUAUUCAGCCAUGUAAGUUAGGAGAAGGCUCCGUGCAUGGCUACAGACUAUUAGAAAAUACCAGCAAUGUUUACAGAUCAUAUGAGAGCACCUUGCAAGCUUACAACAAAUUAUCAGAAAGUGGAGUACAAGUUUACAGGCCAUCAAAGUCUAACUCUGAUCGAUCAAGUAGAGAUGAUGACAGCUCCAAAAAGAGAAAGGCGAAUAUCAUAAGUUCUGUCGUUAAAGUAAACAAGACAAGUGAUGGUGAGGAAGAUGAUGAUGACUUUGCCUCAAGAACAGGAAGCCUUUCCAGCAGUAUUUUUGUCCCAGCAAAAUCUGAAAGAAGGCCUACUUUGCCACCUUCUAAACAAGCCAAUAAGAAUUUAAUACUAAAAGCUAUCACAGAAGCCCAGAAAUCUGUAUGCAAGACGACAAGUUAUCCAGCAGUUAUUCCACAGAAACAGAUGGUACCUGUGGCUCCUAGAACUCGGGCCAUACGUGAAAGUAGUGAAAUUGAAGUGAUUAAUCCGGUAGACAAAGCACAUCAGCAAGCCUUACUAUUACAGAUCAAUGAAGCUGAACAACCAGCGCAAAAGAAUUACUUGCAACCAGUAGAAGCAAAACCCGGUGGUGAUACAAGAUCCUUUAUCUUGAAGAAGCCAGUAUUGGGUGGAGUGGAAUCCCAGCUCCAGGGAAAAGCUACAGUUUAUGUGGAAAGUGUGCCAGCUGAACAAGAACGUAUGGUGCAGACCAAAGAUCAAAUUGACUCCGAGGAAGCAAGUCCUAAAUUUAUUGUGACACUGGAUGGCAUUCCAAGUCCUCCCGGAUCUAUUUCAGAGCAUGAUGAGGAGACUGAGCCAGUGGAGCAAGAGGGUCCUUUACAAGAGCCUGGAAGGAAAUAUAAAUUAUCAUUACAGUCUGUUGCUCAGACAUUGAUUGAAUCUGAUGAAGAAGAGAUUGAUAACAGCAGCUUUCAACCAAAACGACAGAAACUUCUAGAGCGAUGCAAGUACUGGCCUGCCUGUAAAAAUGGUGAUGAUUGUAUGUACCAUCAUCCUGUAGCUUCAUGCAAAACCUUUCCAAAGUGUAAAUUUGGGGACAAAUGCCUAUUUAUCCAUCCAAACUGCAAAUAUGAUUCCAAGUGUACUAGACCAGAUUGUCCAUACACACACGCAAGCAGACGGACUGCUGUGGUGCCAAAACAGCCAGCUCCUGUGAUAAACGUAAGCAGUUCUCUCUGUCGAUUUUUUCCAGAUUGCAAAAAGGUGGAGUGCCCUUUUAUCCAUCCGAAGCCUUGCCGCUUCAGUUCACACUGUAAGAGAGCUGACUGCACAUUCUACCAUCCUACAAUUGCAUUACCUCCACGCCAUGCACUAAAAUGGACCAGAUCUCAACAAAACAGUGAAUGAUCAGUUUGGAUCGUGCAGAAUCUACUGUGGAUAAAGGAUUGCAACUGUUUAAUGUAGCAUUUUACAAAUUUGUAUUUUCCCUCUUCCAAUUUUCUUUAACAUUGAGUAUCCAAUAUUUUUAAAGUAAUUUUCUCCCCAACAUGAACCAACUAAUUUUUUUGGCAUAUAAUUUGGAUAUUGACGUCAUUUCUCAAUAUCUUACAUCUUUUGUAAGGUGCAUUGUGUGACUUGUAUUUUGUGCUGUUAGAGACAGUAUCUUGAAUUCAAUGGAAAAUUUCAAAGAACAUCAUAUUGAUGUAAGACCACUUCUGUUGAGGAUGGGUUUAUAGUAAAAGAAUUAAGUUUGUUUCAUGAA